AUGGGAGUUCAACGCCUCCGUAUCGGAAUGGCCGGUCUUGGCCGAGUCGGAAAGUUUCACGCCAUGAACUUCCUAGAACGAACACCUCGUGCUGAGUUGGUGGCUGCUUUUACCCCAGACACCAAUGAGUUGGCUUGGGGAAGAGUGAAUCUCGAGCCACACGGAGUCACUCUCUAUGACAACUAUGAUGAGAUGUUGAAGCACCCGGGCCUUGAAGCCGUGGCCAUUGGCACUGCUACUUCGGUGCAUGCUGAAGAGGCUAUUAAAGCCAUUGAACAGGACCUGCAUGUCCUGUGUGAGAAGCCUCUCUCCAUCGAUAUUGAAGUGUGCAAAGCUGUGGUAGCAGCAGCUAAGAAACGCCCGCAUCUGAAAGUCAUGUGUGGCUUCUCGCGUCGGUUUGAUGAAUCGUACCGAGAGGCAUACGCAAAGAUGGAACUUGGUCUGAUCGGAAGGCCCUCCAUCAUUCGCUCUCAAACCUGCGAUAGGUAUGACCCCAAGACUUGUCAAUUCUUCGUGGAUUAUGCUGCGUGGUCCGGCGGAGUCUUUGUUGACAUGGCCGUUCAUGACAUUGAUCUUACCCUUUGGUUCUUCGGCGACGACGUGGUUCCCAAGAGCAUCUCCGCUCACGGCAUUACCGCGGUGCAGCCCGAGCUUCAAAAACACCAGGAUUAUGACAAUGCAGUCGGAAUUGUCGAGUUCUGGAACGGUAAAAUUGCCUACUACUACUGCAGUCGCAUGAUGGCCCAUGGACAGGAAGAUACCACUGAGAUCAUCGGUACGGAGGGCAAGCUCGCCGUCAACAACAACCCUCAGAGUAACCUUGUCAGCCUUUAUCAUACCGGUGGAAUCACUCGUGAGGUCCCGCCCAACUUUAUGGGACGUUUCGGUGCUGCUUUUGCCACAGAGGCCAACGAGUUCACAGCCGCCUGCCUUGACAACACCCCGCUUCCUAUGAAGCUCACCAAUGCUGUCAAGGCAGUUGAGAUUGGUGCGGCCCUGCAGGAGGCGCUGAGAGCCGGAAAACAGAUUCACUUUGACCAGAUCGGACGGCGCAUUGAAAAGGCUCAGCUGUAA
This is a messenger RNA of Penicillium atrosanguineum, 1074 nucleotides long. RefSeq names its product putative NAD binding Rossmann fold oxidoreductase. Gene Ontology annotation, biological process: NADPH regeneration. The transcript is spliced from 5 exons. The record is from RefSeq and is a predicted model, not a curated record. Gene Ontology annotation, molecular function: nucleotide binding; oxidoreductase activity. Gene Ontology annotation, cellular component: cytoplasm. The coding region runs from base 1 to 1074 and encodes 357 amino acids. Lineage: Eukaryota; Fungi; Ascomycota; Eurotiomycetes; Eurotiales; Aspergillaceae.